This is a messenger RNA of Cyprinodon tularosa, 971 nucleotides long. RefSeq names its product transmembrane protein 69-like. NCBI's taxonomy places the organism in Eukaryota, Metazoa, Chordata, Actinopteri, Cyprinodontiformes, Cyprinodontidae. Bases 104 to 871 code for a protein of 255 amino acids. The transcript has 3 exons. The record is from RefSeq and is a predicted model, not a curated record.
UGCGCCCGGAAGAAAUAAACGACGUACCAACUUUACAGAAAAUUCCACUGAGAGUGACCCCGAGGAAUAGCUUCAAAUGUGAAGUUUUCACACAGAAGCGGAGAUGCUGUCUGUUGCUUUAAGAAGUAGCGCCAUUGCGUCACAGGGGGUUUUCCUUUGGGCACGUGGUUCUCAAAGAUGUUGGACAUCAGCCCUGGAGGGAGCCUCAGUCUCGUCCAGCUCCUUACUGAAUGAUUCUGGACAAGUAAAACCUUCUUUUAAUGGACUCUGCCAAAAGCAUCAUAGUAACUUUAUGUUCUCUUCAAUGAGAAAUCAAUAUUUCCACUCCUCCUCUGUGAGGCUGAAGAAACGAGCACAGCCUGAACCUCCUCCAAGAGAGCUAGACCUGGUGCGGUAUGACAUGAAGCACCUGUGGAAAGGUCCUAAACCAGCUCUUUAUCUGGGCUUCGCUGGGCUGAUCCCCUUCAUCUCUCCAACUCUGCUCAUGGCUGUAACUGAGACCUAUUACCCAGAGCUGGCCUACGGGCAGGUAGCCUACGGCGCUUCCAUCCUCUCCUUCCUGGGCGGAGCGCGGUGGGGGUUUGCCCUACCCGAAAGCAGCCCAGCCAAACCUGACUGGAUAAACCUGGCCAACAGUGUGGUUCCCUCGCUGUUAGCCUGGGUGGCCAUGCUGAUGACUGACAACAUUGUUCCUGCAGCAACUAUGGUCAUCAUGGGACUUGGAGUUUCUCUGCACUAUGACUUGUCUCUGCUCCCUACCUAUCCCAGCUGGUUCAAGGCUUUGCGCACCGUCCUGACUGUCGUGGCAUUUUUUUCUCUGCUUGGCACUCUCUUAAUGAAUGGUCUCUUUCCUGAGAGGAGUUUAUUCUGAGGAUUAUUGUUUAUUAAGCAUAAACUAAACUGUAUGCUGAAUUGUGUAUGGUUAUGUUUUGGAUUUUAUUCCUCUGUUUAUUUCUGCAGAUGAAAAAUAC